Molecule: messenger RNA, 1224 nt
Organism: Psilocybe cubensis
Lineage: Eukaryota; Fungi; Basidiomycota; Agaricomycetes; Agaricales; Agrocybaceae
Exons: 2
Coding region: 1-1224 (407 amino acids)
Source: RefSeq, a predicted model, not a curated record
AUGUCUUCUCUUCCCAGAAUCCUUCCGUACGAUGUCAUUGCAGAUAUCGUUGACAUCAUUGCGUGCCCUACGACACCAAGCUCUAUUUGUAACCUAAAGUUGAUUUCAUUGGUCAACACCAUGUUUCUUCAUCACUGUCGCAAAUAUCUUUUCGGCUCAAUUUCUCUUGAUCUGGGGGUUUGGGAUACUAAGCACCUAGAUUGCUUUGUAGUGCUUAUCAACAACCAUCCUCAUAUCGCCAAUUACGUGCGGGAGUUAUGCUUUACAACUAUAAAUAAGAAGUAUGAAAUUUCCCCGGAGCAACGAUCUGCAUUCAUGAAACUCUCGAACCUCAAAACUCUCACCCUUUGCUCUAAAGAGUUAACUGCAUUUGAUCGCCUGAAAUGGAGGGUUAAUUGGAGAUUGUUGGAAUCGUCCACUCGAUCUAUGUUCGUUGACCUCAUCCAGUCACCAACACUCGCAAAUCUGGUUUUAAACAACGUCACCAAUUUUAACGUGUUCCAUCUGCUUCCGCGCACUGCUUUAGAAACUCUUUCCUUGGUUUACUUUGGCUGCCCGGAUCUCGAGGGCAAUCCACAGAUGUUGGAUUUGUAUGGGCAUGUACGGGUAAAGGAGAUCAAUGUCGAUUGCGACAGUCUCCACGACGCUGAUGGCAUGCUCAAGACCACCAUAUCACGCCCUUCGAUGAUACUCGACUUUGAAUAUUUGAAAACACUAAAGUUCAGAUUUACUGAGAAGCGCUCAGCAAUUGCAUUGGAGAUGUUUCGACAUGCCAAGAACUUGAACUCCGUCUGUUUGUAUCUUGAAAAGCCCGACGAUAUACAUUUUAUAUCGAAAUGUGUUAUGCCUUCCAUUGAAACCUUAACAUCUCUGAAGAUUGUUCUCCAGGAUGAGGGAGAAGACCAAACGUGGAUACCUCUCCGCGAACAGCUUGACCUUUUGUCCAAAGUUAAAAACGGGCACAACAUAAAAGACCUCGAGCUCGUUGUAGUUUGCAAGUACAACGUUCCUGAGAGCGACUGGCAUCUAUUAGAACGCAUUCUUCUUAAAUCCGGCUGGACAUCAACGCUGCGACGCUUCACACUCAGGAUUCAUGUGAAAAUUGAUCCCAAAAUCAGUUUUGUCGUGCCCUGCGAUACAUUGCGAAAGCUGUUUCUGCCAAAGUUGGCUGCACUUGAAUCGGCAGAAGCUUUUAAAACGAUCUUCGACCUUACCUGUGACUAA